Molecule: messenger RNA, 891 nt
Organism: Naegleria lovaniensis
Lineage: Eukaryota; Heterolobosea; Eutetramitea; Acrasida; Naegleriidae
Exons: 1
Coding region: 1-891 (296 amino acids)
Biological process (GO): mRNA cis splicing, via spliceosome
Cellular component (GO): spliceosomal complex; cytosol
Source: RefSeq, a predicted model, not a curated record
AUGACUCUUCCCGUAACCGUUCAGCAAAUUUCUCUUCCACGACAACCAACACAGGAAGAUGACCUCCGAAGAUUGUUACUGGAUCACAGUGAUACCAAUCAUAGUAUUCACCACUCUCAGCCCUUAUCAAAUAAUAGCACACGAGAGGAAUUAGUUUCCUCCAUACGGGUGUCGGCGCAACAACCUAAUUCGCCGUCCAUGAUCAUCUACUCGUGUCCUCACCGAGUGAACGUAAAAUUUGUUUUUGCAGAAGAGAAUGAUAGGCAGCAUAUGGUUGAACAUGUAAAGCUUUUUGUUUCAUCGGAACACUUGUUAUUGCUUUCCGAUACGUUGACUGCCUACAAGAUACAUUUCAGAGACAUUUUGAUGCAUGGUGUUCAACAAUCUCCAACUCUGUGCAUGUAUUGUCAAUUAUCAACGAUGGAAAGUGGCCAAAGCGGCCUUGCAGGAUCCUCUGAAGAAGAAGAUUUCAAUGAUGAUGAUGUGUGUGAAAUGAUUAUUACCGUGGCAACAACAGCAUCUCAACAACAACAAGAGGAUUCAUCUCUAGAAUCAUCACAUGAGCAACAACUCAAUCAAAUGUAUCAGGACAUGUAUCGAGCCUUCUCCAUAGCAGCAGAAAAUGUACCUCUCGAUGCCAACCAUACCGAAAAUGAACAUCUCAAUUCAAUGAUGAAUGACAUUAAUCUUGACGAUAAAUUGUGCAUGAAUUCGGAUGGCUGGGUAUACAAUAUUGAAGAAAUGAGAAGAGCUGUCCUCGUCAGAGAUCGAACAGAACGAGAGGAACAUGAUGGUGAAUUGAACUCUGCUGAUAAUGACCUGGAUGAUGAGGAUGAAUGGGAAGACGUAGACGACGAAGAACUUGACAAUAAAAAGAAGAAAAUUCUCUAA